AUGUGGGCCAUGAAGACAUCCUCCAAUGGUCACAGAGAACUCGAGAGGUUCAUCAGAGUCAAAGGCUGGCUGGGUACUACCUUGGUCAUUGAACUUUCUCCUCUUUCAGACUCCAAAAAUAUGUGCCCCGUUGACCAUUUUGCUACCACAAGCAGUACAGACACCCCUUCCUCUUCCUCAUUACAAGGCGCCCGUUACGCCUGGUCCCAAACGGACUUAACUUCAGACCAACCAGUCAUGGCGAACCCAGAAGAGGCCACCGAGACUGUAGCUCAGCACAGAUUUGUCCGAGACUUGAUACCUGGAGGCGACUUGAUCCUCGCGGUUGGUCCGCACAGAACUCUCUUCAGGGUUGCGUCAGCCUUUCUCUGCGAGAUAUCGCCUGUGUUCGCAGUAAUGUUUGGGCCAAACUUUGAAGAAGGAAAUCGCCUGCGCAGUCGUCAGCCUGAAGACCCCGAGAUGGUUCUCGAACUUCCCGAUGACGAUCCUUUAGCUUUCGACAACACCAUCCUCGUGCUUUACGGGUCGGACCCUUCGACACAGGACUGUGACCCAGAAGAUAUUCAGAGGAUUUCAAUUCUUGUCGAUAAAUACGAUAUGGUCUCGCGCUUUAUCUUUGCUUCGGUGUAUUGGUUUGCGAAGUAUGCAUGGGCAGAUGAUCCUGAAGAGACAUGGCAACUCACAACUGCUGCUUACUGGAUGCAAAACCCUGAUGCUUUCUUUACUUUUAGCAAGAAACUCGUCAAGCAGAUGCAACCUUCUCACUUGAGCCACGUCGCGAGCAUGCCCGACAAAAUGCUUGGGCUUCGACUUUGCUUGGCGAUCGAAGAACAACGUGUUCACACGCUCGCGAACGAAGUUAAAGCAAAAGGUCUUUGUUUGUACUGUUUCGGCCGGACCAAGGUUGGAUUUACUUCGCCCCGACCGAGAUCCUCUACGAAAGGACCUCUCGACCUUGACGAUGACCCGUUACUGUCACCUCAGCAGCCGGCCCCUCAGCGAGUGGCUACGCAUCGCAAUAGAAUCUCAUCACCACAUCCGCGCUCAUCUACAGCGACCCCAGUCUCACAACUUGGAGAGGCGAAACCCAAAGACUUUUCGUUUCUUUUGAGACCAGAGAUUUACCACCCCCUGACGCCUCUCAACGUUCCUGUUGCAUUUCGUAACCCACAAAAGCAGCCCAAUCCCGAGGCUCCCAUUGAGGAGCUCCUUGCCAGCGGUCACUUCAGAGCAGCGGCUAUUGCUGCUGUCCAGGAACUCACAGGCUCUGGAGCCAGUGGAGGAAUUAAUCCUACAGAUUCCAAAAGGAUAUUUGAACUUCUUUACACUCGACUGGCAUGUCUUACCCUGAUUGAUGCGACUCCCUUGGCUGCUCAGGAGGUCAAAGCCUUGGAAGAUCUCAACGACAUCAGGAAAGUUCUUAAUGUACGUCUUCAGUCACUUGGCUUCGGCGAUUAUCGCCGAGCUGUUAUGAGUUACCACGACCUCGCCCGCGAAGCUCGUGAUCGUAUCAGCAAAGCAGCAGCUCAACACGAUAACUCCGCAAGAGAACUCUGGAAAGCUCGUCUUCACGAUCUUGGUAUACAGGUUGCUGGAGCUCUGAUUGAGCUCGAAGACCUCACAGGCGCAGCGCAUCACCUCAGCACCCUGCGAGAUCGAGGCGAUGGUAAGAUGGCACUCACCAAGGCACUUCUGUGGCUUCACCUGGGUGAUGUAGAUAGCGCCAGGUCCUGCGCACGUCAAGCAAUGGAAAACGAUGAAAACGUCGAGAAGCUAAUCUUGGCACUCUGUGACAUGGCUGACGCAGAGUACGAGACAGCCCUUGAAGCGUGGAAGGAAUUGAAGGAAAGUUUGGACGACGAAAUGGUUGGCGUCAACACAGCCGUAUGCUUGUUGUAUCUCGGGCGGAUACAGGAGGGACGCGCAAUAUUGGAGGGCCUUGUGGAUUCUGGAUUAUCGUCCCAUACUCUCUUGUUUAACCUAUCGACUAUGUACGAGCUAUGUACCGAGAGACACAAGAACCUGAAACUCAAGCUCACAGAGCGGGUCGCUGGCCUAGAUGCAUCGACUGCAGGCUGGGAAAAGACAAACAGCGAUUUUAAGCUGUAG
This is a messenger RNA of Fusarium redolens, 2109 nucleotides long. RefSeq lists its product as uncharacterized. The coding region runs from base 1 to 2109 and encodes 702 amino acids. The record is from RefSeq and is a predicted model, not a curated record. Gene Ontology annotation, cellular component: Golgi apparatus; TRAPP complex. The transcript is spliced from 8 exons. Gene Ontology annotation, molecular function: protein binding. NCBI's taxonomy places the organism in Eukaryota, Fungi, Ascomycota, Sordariomycetes, Hypocreales, Nectriaceae.